CCAAAUUCAACCAUUGUUGGUCGAGAGUUCCAUGGCCUAGUUGAACACUGUUAAAAAAAAUUCAAUCUUUACAAUUCCGCCUUGAUUAAAAUCUCACCAACGCCGCAAAAAUCGAGCGGAAGCCUCGAACCAAUGUACGGAGCAUCAGGAAAAAUGGGCCGCCGCGGCGGCGGCGGGAAGAGGAACAUUCACGCGCCGCCAACCGGCCGCCCUACCCCCAGCGGCCGCCUCUCCAUGGGCGGAGGUCUACGCGGACGCGGCGGACCGCCGGCGUCGUCCCCGUCGACCUCCUCGCUGCAGGUGGAGGAGAGCUUCAGCCUUGUUAGGGAGAAACCUUUGAAUUUUGGGAUGGCGAUAAAGCUGACGACUGACCUUGUGGAGGAGAUCAAGCGCGUGGAGGCGCAGGGUGGUGCCGCGUGCAUCAAGUUCGGCGCCAAUGCUAGUGGGAAUGUGAUUCAAGUAGGGGACAAAACCAUCAAAUUCACUUGGUCCAGGGAGCCAGGGGACUUAUGUGAUAUAUAUGAAGAACGUCAGAGUGGCGAUGGUGGAAAUGGCUUGCUUGUAGAGUCAGGAGAAACUUGGCGUAAGGUUAAUGUAGAGCGAGAAUUAGACGAAUCAACUAAAAAUCAUGUCAAAAGGCUGUCAGAAGAAGCCGAGCGCAAGAUGAAAGCACGAAAAGCAAUUGUGUUAGAUCAUCAAAAUCCAGCUAUGAAGAAUCAAAUGAAGGCAUUUGCUGCUUCUGAAUCUACUCAAUGGAAAAGUUUCAAAAAUUGGAAAGAACCUCCUUUCAAGAAGCCAAAAUGUGAACCAACACCAGCUGUUGGACCUCCGAAAUCUGUUUUCAAGCCUGGUUUACCUGUAUCAAACCUUUCUAAGGGCAGGCUCUCUUCUAGCUCACCUUUAUCUUCCCAACCAGAGCAAUGUGGCCCUUCAACGUCUCCAGUAGGAAUUGGUGACCCUGUGAAGGGACAAACUGGUGUCUCAGAUUUUGCAGCAACUCAAAAUCUGAAUAAAGCUUUGAGCUCUGAAAAUAACAUAGCCAACAGAAGGAAUAGUACCAUCGGCGACAAAUCUAAGUUUAAUUGGAAUGAUGAAGCCAAACCUGCUGAUUUGAGAAGUCUGAUUACUUCUCUACUCCUGGAGAAUCAGUCUUCAGGAAUGAGCCUAAAGGCCUUGGAGAGGGCUGUCGAAAAUGCUAUACCCAACUCAGCUUGGAAAAUUGAGCCCAUACUGAAUCAAAUUGCGAGUUGUCAAGCACCUGGGAGAUAUUUCCUAAAAGCAGGAGUAGAGAUGGAAAGCUUCAAGAAGCUACCUCAAAGCGGAAGUUCUCCAGAAAUUAAUCUUGAUCAAUCACCUACACCUCAAAAGUUUGACCAACUUCCUGGCGAACGUCACAUGAGUACAGAUGUCAACAAUGAAGAACUGGGUGAAUUGAAUCUUACACCUGCUCAUACAGAAGACAUUGUAGAGAUCAUAGGUAGUCAGAAUUCACCUGACAAUUUAAGUGACAAAAACGUUUCUAACAACAGCGAAGGUGUGGCAGGAUGCUCCAGUGAUAGUGGAAGUGACAGUGACACUGAUAGUAGUGACAGUGGUAGUGAUAGUGGCAAAAGUAAAAGCAUAAGCCCAGUAGGAAGUCGGAGUGGUAGUAGUAGUGACAGUGAUACCGAUUCAUCUUCCAGCAGCAAGCAGGCAUCUGAUGAGGAUUUAGAUAUUAUGACAUGUGAUGAUGAGAAAGAAUCCAAACACAACAUGCAAGAUCCUCACCCGGCUGCAUCAAGAGGUCCCGGUCAGUGGAAUAACAUAGAUAAUGACCCUGUUGAUACCGGGGAUUCAGAUAUUCAGGAUCCCUUUGGUGAGAUUGAGAUUGACAUUGAGAAAGACUCUCCUGAAUACAACCAUGGCCACAAAAUCCCCCCUGCUGAUAAUUUAUUUGCCAGUAAAGAAGGCGAAGAACCUGGUGAAGAUCUCAAACCUUCUUCACCCGAUCAAUAUGAACAACAAGAAAGACGAGUCUCUGAGAGAGAAGGAUAUGAUGAAUCAGGUGGCAUGGUCAAUGAUGACUACAAAUAUGGUGAGUUUGGUGCUCAGGGAAGAUCAUCAAAGGGAAAUUCUAAAAGACGCUCUGAUGACAAGCAUUUGGAAGGCAGGGCACGCAGCAAAAAGAAGUCAAAGAGUAAAAACUCAAUCGAACCAGUUUCAGGGACUAUAAACUCUCUUUUCGGUGAGAGCCCUUACAACUCGUCCCCUGACAGGCCUCUGCAAGGCACAGACACGCAGCCCGUUGACCUAAAGGACGACAGAACCUAUAGAAAUGAUACAAAUUAUGCUGAUCCACAAACAGGUCAUAAUCACCAAGCAAUAUCACACAGACCUGUUUCCGAUUUUCAGCAGCCAGCUCAAAGAUCUUCUGAAGCUCGUGGAUGGACUGAGGCUCCUUCUGGAGGAAAAAGACCUGGUAAACAUAACCGUUUGGAUCGUGGUGUUAAGUACUCCAAGAGAAACCUUCAAAUCGAAGAGGGUCCUCAGAUACAGAAAAGAUUUAAUACAGAUGCACAAAGUGAAGAUGGUUUACUUAACGGGCAACAGCAUUUACAAUUUCCCACAGGAGGAGUUGGCGACAAGCAUGAACCCAAUACCAGAAAAUCUGAAAUGACAGGGAAGGCGAAGGAGACUGGCCCUACUUCCAACUCAUACUGGGGUUAUUCUCCCAAGAGUAACAAUCUUGGUACUGCCGAUAGAUCUCCAAUGAUGAAUGGCAGGACUGCUGUACUUCGAAGAGAGCCUUCAGACUUAGAGUUGGGUGAAUUUCGAGAACCUUUCCAUGAGGAAACACCUCCAUCUAAGAAGCAAUUUGAGAGGAAAAAUUCUUUUAAACAUUCGGAAAACAAACAAAAGGAUGCUGAAUACUGGAUCUCAGAUUUCAGCGGAGGAAAAACAUCUAAUAAGAUCCCAGCAGAUCUGGGAAAAAUGUCCUCACCAAAUUCAGAUGCUGUUCCUGAUAGGAGGAAGGCCCAAGAAAAUAAUGUUAACGACCGUACAAGACCUCAUCACAGAAGCACUCAACCUCUUGAUCCACCUCAUCUGCCACGAGUGGAUCUCAACUCCCAGCAAAAUACAAUACCAGAAGUGAGUGGUAAGACUAGAUUUAUGGAAGCUGGGAUGGGAAGAGCUGCUAACAUUGAACCCUAUGGAGAACAGCAGCCUGAUCCAAUACGAAGAGUUGAACCCCGUGCCACAAAGCAAUGCAAGAAACUGAAGCCUAAUAGGACAAAUGUCUCAAAUGAUAGACGGACAGUGAUUGGGAGCAAUGAUAGCCAUCAAAAGAAAUUGUCUUCUUCAGAUGAUACCAGUUGUUCAUUCACUAAAUUUGAGAAGGAGCAGCCUGAGCUGAAGGGUCCGAUAAGAGAUAUUUCUCAGUACAAAGAAUAUGUGAAGGAAUAUCAAGAAAAGUACGACAGCUAUUGCUCCUUGAACAAAAUCUUGGAGUCGUACAGGGAUGAAUUUCGUAAACUUGGUAACGAUCUCGACGCUUACAAAGGUAGGGAUAUGAAGAAAUACAAUGACAUCUUGGAGCGGAUGAGGUCAUCAUUUCGUCAAUGUGGGGAGAAACAUAAACGCCUGAAGAAUAUAUUCGUUGUUCUUUAUGAAGAAUUGAAGCACUUGAAACAGAUGAUCAAAGACUAUUCUACAUCAUAUAAAAAGGACUGAUUCUGUUAUGCAUCAAAGACUAUUCUACUUUGGAAGUAUAUACAUCAGCAGAUCUGCUCCUUGUCACCAUCCUCCAUUGUUAACGAGGUUUCCCACGCUCCAGUUUGUAUUCCGAAAGGUCAGUCGCGACAGCUCUUGCUGCAACCCCAUGAAGUGUGGACGAGUGAAGUGGAAAAUAGUUAUGGGACAGUUUUGUGGGAUAAAACUUGUAUAUAUGAAUGUAUAAUAACUAUUAAUUAUUUUUAGUUCUUACUGAUACAACUAUUCUUAUGAUUUCUUGAGGGAGAUGUUCUAGCUGAAUUACAUGUAAAUUUCUUUAGUUAGUAUCAUAGUUGAUGCUGGUAGAAACAGGAGCCAAAAUUGGUUCCAAGUUUUGUUCUUUGUAAAUUUAAUCUGGUUACUAGUUUGGAUUGCUUUCAGUUUUUGGCCUUUAUUCCCUUUUCAGAAAUAAAUACUAGUACUAUUUAGAUA
Molecule: messenger RNA, 4182 nt
Organism: Salvia splendens (bonfire salvia)
Lineage: Eukaryota; Viridiplantae; Streptophyta; Magnoliopsida; Lamiales; Lamiaceae
Exons: 12
Coding region: 133-3711 (1192 amino acids)
Source: RefSeq, a predicted model, not a curated record